This is a messenger RNA of Lytechinus variegatus (green sea urchin), 1310 nucleotides long. RefSeq lists its product as uncharacterized. Gene Ontology annotation, molecular function: protein binding. The coding region runs from base 1 to 1302 and encodes 433 amino acids. NCBI's taxonomy places the organism in Eukaryota, Metazoa, Echinodermata, Echinoidea, Temnopleuroida, Toxopneustidae. The record is from RefSeq and is a predicted model, not a curated record. The transcript is spliced from 11 exons.
AUGCAACAGGCGAUAACUCGUACCAUCCAUGCAUACCAUCCAAAUACGGUAUUGACGCCCUCUGCGUUCGUUCUUAGUGAUCAUCUCUACGCGACGAAUGACGCUCAGGGCCAGACUGUCUUCUUUGACUUUGCCAACCAAUCAGAAGCUACCAUCAUGUUGUCAGUGGCUGGUUUCUCCGGAGCAGGCGUGGCUAGGCAUGUGAGGUCCUCAAGCCCUGAGAGAUCCUCCACCUCCACACCUCGUAGUAUGCUCAGUAUGACUAGUGCUGCAAGUAUGUUAGAAGACGGAGAUCAUCAACCUGUGGAGAAGGAACCUGCCUCUGAAGGAAUUCUCAAGAUCAUCGAUCAUGUGCAUUUACAACAUGAUAUAUUGUGCUGCAAAUACAGUGAAGAUGGUUCCAUGAUAGCUGUAGGUUUAAAAGAUGGAUCAAUAAAGGUCUUUUCAUCUGAGACAGGAGCUCAAUUAUACAAUCUUGUUGACAGUGAGACUAAGGAAUCUCAUCUACCAUGUACUAGUCUUAACUUCAGACACCAUCUUGAUGGAGAUAAAUCACAAAAUGUGCUGCUUGCAACCUAUGCAAGUGGAAUGGUGAAGCUUUGGCAUACAGCAAGCCGUCAGUGUCUACACACCAUUCAUGAACCUAGACAAACCUUGGCUGCUGCAUUUGAUGUCACAACCUCUCUCUUUGUUACCACAGGAUCAGAUGAAAAGGUCUUUAUCUAUGAUGCUAAUACUACACAGAUUGUAAACACUUGUCAACCGAGCCCGUCAAUGGGUGUGAUGGAUGGGCAUAGGAGCAGAGUAUUCUGUGUCAAGUUUCAUCCCAGGAAUGUCAAGGAGUUUGUGACCGGAGGGUGGGAUGAUACCAUUCAGUUCUGGGACACUAGGGAGGAACAUGCUACCAGGAGAAUCUAUGGACCUCACAUAUGUGGUGAUGCUCUUGAUAUUGACCCAGUUCAUGAUCACAUCCUCACUGGAUCAUGGAGAAAGACUAAUAGUCUUCAGAUUUGGGACUAUGCUUCAGGGUCUUGCGUGAAGUCAGUUCCCUCAGUGCCCGGAGACAUUGAUUCAUUGAUUUACUGUACCCAGUGGCUUGGUAAGGAACACAUUGUAGCAGGAGGCUGUGAUGCUAAUAUGGUGAGGCUGAUUGACAGAGGAACAUUUAAAACUACUGGUAGGAUAGUGGAUCUGUCACGAGGUGUUUACUGUCUUCACAGCAACCCUGUAGGAACCUCUCGAAGAUUUGCCAUUGGGUUUUCAAGCAGUCUGCUCUUCCUACAGAUAAAGCCGACUAUGUAAUAAGAUAC